This is a messenger RNA of Corythoichthys intestinalis (scribbled pipefish), 3898 nucleotides long. RefSeq lists its product as uncharacterized. Lineage: Eukaryota; Metazoa; Chordata; Actinopteri; Syngnathiformes; Syngnathidae. The record is from RefSeq and is a predicted model, not a curated record. Gene Ontology annotation, molecular function: nucleic acid binding. Bases 588 to 2501 code for a protein of 637 amino acids. The transcript has a single exon. Gene Ontology annotation, biological process: DNA integration.
GUUCAAAGCGUACACUGGACACAAAGUGCACAUGAAAGGAAUGACUGACAUUACUGUGCAAUGCAAGGAUCAAACUGCUAGUGUAUGUCACAAAAGGGAAUUUUGCUUCCAUCAUGGGACGACUGUGGAUUAAUGCACUUCGUGUAAAUUGGCUAGAAGUUCGGCAGCUGUCAGACGGUUCUUCACAACUACAAGUCAUCCUGGACAAGAAUGAAGAGGUUUUCCGUGAGGAAUUGGGCAGCAUGAAGGACAUUACAGUGAAAUUGCACAUUAAACCAGGAAGCAAACCAGUGUUUAUUAAGGCUAGGACAGUACCAUAUGCUAUUCGUGACAAAGUCGAGGCUGACCUGGAUGCGUUGGUCAAAAGUGGUGUUUUGGAACCAGUCACCACCAGCGAAUGAGCGACACCAAUUGUGCCGGUUCCGAAAAAGAAUGGCGGAAUUCGCACAUGUGGCGAUUUUAAAGUGACUUUGAAUCCGGUGCUUUGUGUGGAGCAGUACCCACUUCCAUUGAUCGAUGAUUUGUUUGCAGGUCUGAGCGGUGGUCAAAAAUUCAGCAAAACUGACCUCAACCAAGCUUAUCUGCAGAUGCAUGUGGACGAAGAAUCACGGGAGUGGCUGACAAUUAACAAGCACAAGGGACUUUUCAGAUAUUGCAGAUUACCUUUUAGCAUCACAUCUGCUCCUGCUCUGUUUCAACGGGCUAUGGAUCAAAUUUUGAGUGUAUUGCCAGUAGUACAAUGUUACUUGGAUGACAUUCUCUGCACCGGUGCCAACGACGAGGAGCAUCUUCGCAACUUUGAUGCUGUCUUAAAAAGGCUAAGGCAGUAUGAUCUUCGAGUGUGCAAGGAAAAAUGCGAAUUUUUGAGACCAUCGGUGGAGUAUCUCGGGCAUGUGAUAGACCACGAAGGACUACACAAGGCUCCAUCAAAGACUAAGGCAAUUGUGGAUGCACCCGCCCCAGAAAAUGUAAGUCUGCUUAGAUCUUUCUUAGGUCUAUUGAACUAUUAUGGACGGUUUAUUCCCAAUUUGGCAUCACUUCUUAAACCAUUGCAUGAGCUGUUGUGCAAAGAUGUAAAAUGGAAAUGGACAAAUGAGUGUAACAAAGCUUUUCGAAAUGCGAAAAACACCCUGAUUUCAUCAGAGGUUCUCACUCAUUUCAACCCUUCAUAUCCAAUACAGCUGGUAUGUGAUGCUUCACCCUAUGGGGUGGGUGCUGUCAUCUCCCAUGUGUUCCCGAACGGAGAUGAAAGACCAAUUGCUUUCGCACCGAGAACACUUAACAAAGCAGAGUCAAACUAUGCUCAUUUGGAACGAGAAGCAUUGAGCAUUAUUUUUGGUGUGAGGAAGUUCCACCAAUAUUUGUAUGGAAGGAAGUUUACUCUGUUAACGGAUCACAGACCACUGACAACGAUUUUGGGACCUCAUGCGGGAAUCCCUUCACUGGCUGCUGCACGUCUUCAGAGGUGGGCUUUGUUGUUAUCAGCUCACUCAUACGACAUCAAGUAUCGUAAAUCUGAUUUGCAUUGCAAUGCUGAUGGACUUUCGAGGUUGCCGCUUCCUGUCACAAAACAUGAACCUACCUCAGUGGACAUAUUCUAUUUCCGAAAUGUUGAACAUGCACCAAUUUCAGCGUCGCAAGUAAAACGUGCAACUCGGAAGGACCCCGACCUGUCAGUCGUCAUGGACAUGGUAAUUAAAGGACAAACCAAGUGUGAGAACACCGCUCUCAAACCUUUUUUGGAUAGGAGGUGGGAACUUUCUGUUCAAUCGGGUUGUUUGCUGUGGGGAAGGAGAGUGAUUGUGCCACAGUCAUUGCGUGCUAAAAUGCUUGCGCAACUGCAUGCAGGUCACAGUGGUAUUGUUAAAAUGAAAGAAAUGGCGAGAAGUUUUUUUUGGUGGCCAGGAUUAGAUAAACAGAUCGAAGAGACGGUAAAAAGUUGUUCAUCUUGCCAGAAGAUUCGCAACAAUCCACCUGCAGCCCCACUUCAUCCUUGGGAUUUUCCUCAGGACCCUUGGCACCGCAUUCAUAUUGACUUUGCGGGGCCUUUUGAAAAUCGAAUGUUUCUGGUUGCUAUCGAUGCCCAUAGUAAGUGGCCAGAGGUAGCUAUCAUGAAAUCAACCACAUGGGAAAAGGCAAUUGAGAAGUUAGGGGAGAUGUUUAGUCGUUUCGGAGCCCCUGCACAACUCGUCUCAGACAAUGGGCCCCAAUUUGUGUCAAAAGAAAUGGUUGAAUUCCUGCAAGCCAAUAGGGUUCAACAUAUUAAGUCGGCUCCCUAUCACCCGGCAACCAACGACUUGGCAGAGAGGUUUGUGCAGACCCUCAAACAUGCUCUCAAAGCAUCACUAGGGCAAAGUACACUCCAUCAGAGACUACAAGAAUUUCUCCUCAAAUACCAAACAUUUGUGCAUGCAACUACCAAAGUAUCGCCAGCGAGCCUCAUGUUUUCUCAAGAGAUACCAACUAGCAUGGAUCUUCCGAAACCACCAACCCUGAGCUAGAUUGUUCAAAUGGAUCUACGGAAGCAAGUCAAGUACAGAGACCUGCAUUCCAAGAACCGAGUUUUUGCACCUGGUGACUCUGUUAAUUUAGUUUAGUUUAUUCACACAUCAUAUCAUGGUACACACAGGAACAUGGUCAUAUGUACUGUACAAGCAGUUCAUCUGAUCAGAUGCAUGAAGGGGACACUCCGAAUAAGCUAUUUAAAGGUUUUAGUAGGGGCCCAGUCAAACAGCACACACAUACACACACCCAUACACAUACAUACAGUUGACAAUAGAACAUUUUAACAUUCUGAUCACAUCGGAUUUGACACGUGAUACCGUAGUAGUGUUAGUCAAAGACUCAGCAUAUUAAGUAUACAUUGCAAGGAGGUGAGCUUUCAGUUUUUUCUUAAAAAUGGAGAUGGAGUGUGACAUUUUCAGUGUUUCGUCCAGUUGAUUCCAGAUCUGUGCUCCUCUGCAUACAAUGCCAAAGCUUGUAGACUUUAGACUUCUGCUUUUUCCAGUGAUGUGAUUUUUUUCUUCUGGUAGUAUAUGUGUGCUGAGGAGUACUGAUUGGGAUGAGAUCACUUAAUUUAUGGUUUAGUUUAUGGAUGACCUGAUUUUGAAAGUAGUUAUAUUCUUUUAGUCUCAGAAGGUGGUGGUGGUGAAAUAUUAAUUUAGUUGGAGCAUUGAACCCAGACCAUGUUAUGGCACGUAUAACUUUUUUCUGUAGGGGUUCAAGCUUUUUUUAGAUAGGUUGGAAAUGUGUUGCACCAUAUGAUAUUACAACAUUAUCUGUUAUGGCCCGGAGUUACCAGAGUAAGGAAAAGUGGGCCCCUGCCACCAUCAUUGCUCAAACUGGGCCUGUUUCCUACACCUGAUGGUGUUCAGACAGCUGAUGGUGUUUGCCGUCGCCAUGUGGAUCAAUUGUUGGGAACACCAGACACUACUCCAGAACUGUCUAUUGAUUGUGAUGAUGCUAGCAGUGUAAUUAUACCAGAAAUGUCUAGCUUACCGGAUGUGCCAAAAAUACCAGAAAUGUCUAGCUUACCGGAUAUGUCAAACCAAAACAAUCCUGCUGUAAUUGUGUCUAAUUCAACCAAUGCACAAACAGAACCUGAAACGGUAUCGGAACCUGUUUCCACAAGUGGAAAAUCGGAAGUGACUGUUGAACGUCGUUAUCCUGCACGCGACAGGCGACCGCCUGAUAGAUUGGAUUUAUAAGUAAUAAGUAAUGAGGGGAAAACAGGAGGUAUUUUUGUGUUUAUUUUGUUUUGUUAUUUUGUUGUUGUUUUGUUUGUAAGGGGGGAAGAGAUGUGACAUAUUUAUGUCACACUGCUGUUGCCAUAGUGUGCACUUCCUGUGGGUGUGGUAUCACAGUAUAAAAAGGAAUCUCUGUUAUGUCUCUGUGACCA